Messenger RNA from Dama dama (fallow deer), 6699 nucleotides. RefSeq names its product pecanex 3 (gene PCNX3). Gene Ontology annotation, cellular component: membrane. The transcript is spliced from 35 exons. NCBI's taxonomy places the organism in Eukaryota, Metazoa, Chordata, Mammalia, Artiodactyla, Cervidae. Bases 89 to 6253 code for a protein of 2054 amino acids. The record is from RefSeq and is a predicted model, not a curated record.
GGGGCCCUCGGGCGCCAGGCGGGGCAUGGGCCAGGGGCCGCCCCCAUGAGGGUCCCGGGAGGAGGGCGCGCGCAGCAGCGGCGGGGCCAUGGGGUCGCAGGUAUUGCAGAUCCUGCGCCAGGGGGUGUGGGCCUCGCUCACCGGCGGUUGGUUCUUCGACCCGCACCAGAGCACCUUCUCCAACUGCUUCCACCUCUAUGUUUGGAUCUUCCUGCUCACCUUCCCUUUCUUGCUGUACAUGGUCCUGCCCCCCAGCUUGCUGGUGGCUGGUGUGUACUGCCUCGUGGUGGCUGUCAUCUUCGCUACCAUCAAGACUGUGAACUAUCGGCUGCAUGCUAUGUUCGACCAGGGCGAGAUUGUGGAGAAGCGCAACUCUACCAUGGGGGAACCAGAGGAAGAGCCUGCCCAGGGGGACAGCAAUCUGCCCAGAGACCCUGGAGUGGAGAUGACCGUAUUUCGAAAAGUGAGUUCCACGCCCCCCGUACGCUGUAGCUCUCAGCAUUCCGUGUUUGGCUUCAACCAGGUCUCGGAGCUGCUGCCCCGGAUAGAGGACUCCGGGCCCCUCAGAGACAUCAAGGAGCUGGUGCGGGAGCAGGGCAGCAACAACGUGAUCGUGACCUCGGCCGAUCGAGAGAUGCUGAAGCUAAGCUCACAGGAGAAGCUAAUUGGAGACCUUCCCCAGACGCCUCCAGGGGCCGCCCCGGACCCAUCUCUCCCCAGUACGGACUCCUCUGAACGUUCUCCCCUGGCUGGAGACGGAGCCCCAUGGAGUGGCGGCAGUGUGGCUGACACUCCCAUGAGCCCCCUCCUGAAGGGCAGCCUCAGCCAGGAGCUUAGCAAGAGCUUCCUGACCCUGACCCGGCCUGAGCGGGCCCUGGUGAGGACCAGUAGUCGACGGGAACAGCGCCGGGGAGCAGGUGGCUACCAGCCCCUGGACCGGCGGGGCUCGGGGGACCCCACACCCCAGAAAGCUGGCUCCUCAGAUUCCUGCUUCAGUGGCACCGACAGGGAGACGUUGAGCAGCUUCAAGAGUGAGAAGACCAAUUCGACCCACCUAGACAGCCCCCCUGGCGGGCAAGCCCCCGAGGGCAGCGACACAGACCCCCCCUCAGAGGCAGAGCUGCCCGCCUCCCCAGAUGCUGGAGUCCCCUCGGAUGACACGCUCCGCUCCUUCGACACCGUUGUAGGAGCAGGGACGCCGCCUGGCCCGGCUGAGCCGCUGCUGGUCGUGCGGCCCAAGGACUUGGCGCUGCUCCGGCCCAGCAAACGGCGGCCGCCCAUGCGGAGACACUCCCCCGCCGCCAGCCGGGCCCCUCGGCGACCGCUGCUGGAAGGCCGGGGCUUCUUCGAGGAUGAUGACACCAGCGAGGGCAGUGAACUGAGCCCGGCCUCCAGUCUCCGGUCCCAGCGCCGCUACAGCACCGACAGCUCCUCUUCCACUUCAUGCUAUUCCCCCGAGAGUUCUCGGGGGGCCGCCGGGGGAGCCCGAAAACGACGGGCCCCCCACGGGGCUGAGGAGGGGAUGGCUGUGCCCCCCAAGCGGCCCUAUGGGACCCAGCGGACGCCUAGUACUGCCAGCGCCAAAACGCACGCCCGCGUGCUGAGCAUGGACGGGGCAGGGGGGGAUGUCCUGCGGGGUCCCCUGGCCGGCUCCAAGGCUGAACUGGAGGCCCAGGCGGGGGUGGAGCUGGCUGCUGGUGAGCCUGCUGUGCUGCCCGCCGAGGCCCGCAGGGGACCUGCUGCCAACCAGCCUGGCUGGCGCGGGGAGCUGCAGGAGGAAGGUGCGGUGGGGGGAGCUGCCGAGGAGACUGGCAAGCGGGACCGCUCGAGCAGCGUGAGGCGGGCACAGGCCAUCCGGAGGCGGCACAAUGCUGGCAGCAACCCCACCCCCCCGGCCUCCGUCAUGGGCUCGCCCCCCAGCAGCCUGCAGGAGGCUCAGCGGGGCCGCGCGGCCUCCCACUCCCGGGCUCUGACACUGCCCUCGGCCCUGCACUUCGCCUCCUCGCUGCUGCUCACCCGGGCCGGUGCCAACGUGCAUGAGGCCUGCACCUUUGAUGACACCUCCGAGGGUGCCGUGCACUACUUCUACGACGAGAGCGGUGUGCGGCGUUCCUACACCUUUGGCCUGGCUGGAGGCGGCUAUGAGAACCCCGUGGGGCAGCAGGGGGAGCAGGCAGCCAACGGAGCAUGGGACCGCCACUCGCAUUCUUCUAGCUUCCACUCAGCUGAUGUCCCAGAGGCCACUGGCGGUCUGAACCUGCUGCAGCCGCGGCCUGUGGUCCUGCAGGGCAUGCAGGUGCGCCGAGUGCCCCUGGAGAUCCCAGAGUUUGACCUACUGGACCAGGACUCCCUGCACGAAUCCCAGGAGCAGACACUAAUGGAGGAGGCGCCACCCCGGGCCCAACACAGUUACAAGUACUGGCUUCUUCCUGGCCGCUGGACGUCUGUGCGCUAUGAGCGGCUCGCCCUGCUGGCCCUGCUGGACCGGACGCGUGGGCUGCUGGAGAACAUCCUUGGUGUUGGCCUGAGCAGCCUCGUCGCCUUCCUGGGCUACCUGCUGCUGCUCAAGGGCUUCUUCACGGACAUCUGGGUCUUCCAGUUCUGCCUGGUCAUCGCCUCCUGCCAGUAUUCCCUGCUGAAGAGUGUGCAGCCGGAUGCCGCCUCCCCCAUGCACGGCCACAAUUGGGUGAUUGCGUACAGCCGACCCGUCUACUUCUGCAUCUGCUGUCUGCUCAUCUGGCUGCUGGACGCCUUGGGCUCUGCGCAGCCCUUCCCGCCCAUCUCCCUCUAUGGCCUCACGCUGUUCUCUGCCUCCUUCUUCUUUUGUGCCCGUGAUGUGGCCACUGUGUUCACCUUGUGCUUCCCAUUCGUCUUCCUCCUGGGCCUCUUGCCCCAGGUGAACACCUGCCUCAUGUACCUGCUGGAGCAGAUAGACAUGCACGGCUUUGGGGGCACAGCUGCCACCAGUCCCCUGACCGCCGUCUUCAGCCUCUCCCGCAGCCUACUGGCCGCGGCCCUGCUCUAUGGCUUCUGCCUCGGGGCCAUCAAGAGUCCUUGGCCAGAGCAGCACGUCCCUGUCCUCUUCUCCGUCUUCUGUGGCCUCCUGGUGGCACUGUCCUACCACCUGAGCCGGCAGAGCAGUGACCCCACCGUGCUCUGGUGGGUGCCUGCGUGGGCCUGUCUGUGCGUGUCUCUGGUCCGGAGCAAGCUCUUCCCCGAGCUGGAGGAGCGGAGCUUGGAGACUGCCCGCGCUGAGCCCCCAGACCCACUGCCAGAAAAGAUGCGCCAGUCAGUGCGCGAGGUCCUGCACUCCGACCUGGUGAUGUGUGUGGUGAUUGCCGUGCUCACCUUCGCCAUCAGCGCCAGCACCGUCUUCAUUGCCCUGAAGUCCGUGCUGGGUUUUGUGUUGUACGCGCUGGCGGGGGCCGUGGGCUUCUUCACACAUUACCUGCUGCCACAGCUCCGCAAACAGCUGCCCUGGUUCUGCCUGUCGCAGCCCGUGCUGAAGCCGCUGGAGUACAGCCAGUACGAAGUGCGGGGUGCUGCCCAGGUGAUGUGGUUUGAGAAGCUGUACGCCGGCCUACAGUGCGUGGAGAAGUACCUUAUCUACCCGGCCGUGGUGCUCAACGCCCUCACAGUGGACGCUCACACAGUCGUCAGCCACCCGGACAAGUUCUGCCUUUACUGCCGGGCACUGCUUAUGACCGUGGCUGGGCUGAAGCUGCUGCGCUCAGCUUUCUGCUGCCCGCCCCAGCAGUAUCUGACCUUGGCCUUCACCGUCUUGCUCUUCCACUUCGACUACCCGCGCCUGUCCCAGGGCUUCCUGCUCGACUACUUCCUCAUGUCCCUGCUCUGCAGCAAGCUGUGGGACCUGCUGUACAAGCUGCGUUUCGUGCUGACCUACAUCGCGCCCUGGCAGAUCACCUGGGGCUCUGCUUUCCACGCUUUUGCCCAGCCGUUCGCCGUGCCACACUCGGCCAUGCUGUUCGUCCAGGCCCUGCUCUCGGCACUCUUUUCCACGCCUCUCAACCCGCUGCUGGGCAGCGCCGUCUUCAUCAUGUCCUAUGCGCGGCCCCUCAAGUUCUGGGAGCGUGACUACAACACUAAACGCGUGGAUCAUUCCAACACCCGCCUGGUCACUCAGCUGGACCGGAACCCCGGCGCUGAUGACAACAACCUCAACUCGAUCUUCUACGAGCACUUGACCCGCUCGCUCCAGCACACACUGUGUGGGGACCUGGUGCUGGGCCGCUGGGGCAACUACGGCCCUGGCGACUGCUUCGUCCUGGCCUCAGACUACCUCAACGCCCUGGUCCACCUCAUCGAGGUCGGCAACGGCCUCGUCACCUUCCAGCUGCGUGGCCUCGAGUUCCGGGGUACAUACUGCCAGCAGCGGGAGGUGGAGGCCAUCACCGAGGGUGUGGAGGAGGACGAGGGCUGCUGCUGCUGCGAGCCAGGCCACCUGCCGCGGGUCCUGUCCUUCAAUGCGGCCUUCGGGCAGCGCUGGCUGGCCUGGGAGGUGACGGCCAGCAAGUACGUGCUGGAGGGCUAUAGCAUCAGCGACAACAACGCCGCGUCCAUGCUGCAGGUGUUCGACCUCCGCAAGAUCCUCGUCACCUACUACGUCAGGAGCAUCAUCUACUACGUGAGCCGCUCUCCCAAGCUGGAGGCCUGGCUGAGCCACGAAGGCAUCGCAACGGCCCUGCGCCCUGUGCGGGCACCUGGCUACGCUGACUCUGACCCCACCUUCUCCCUGAGCGUGGACGAGGACUACGACCUUCGCCUCUCCGGCCUCUCGCUGCCCUCCUUCUGUGCCGUGCACCUGGAGUGGAUCCAGUACUGUGCCUCCCGGCGCGGCCAGCCUGUGGACCAGGAUUGGAACUCGCCGCUGGUCACGCUGUGUUUUGGCCUGUGUGUGCUGGGCCGCCGGGCCCUGGGGACCGCCUCGCACAGCAUGUCUGCCAGCCUGGAGCCCUUCCUCUACGGCCUGCAUGCCCUGUUUAAGGGGGACUUCCGGAUCACCUCCCCGCGGGACGAGUGGGUCUUCGCCGACAUGGACCUGCUUCACCGCGUGGUGGCGCCCGGGGUGCGCAUGGCCCUCAAGCUUCACCAGGACCACUUCACGUCCCCGGACGAGUAUGAGGAGCCGGCCGCCCUGUAUGACGCCAUCGCAGCCAACGAGGAGCGGCUGGUCAUCUCACACGAGGGCGACCCGGCCUGGCGCAGCGCCAUCCUCAGCAACACGCCCUCGCUGCUGGCGCUGCGCCACGUCCUGGACGACGCCUCGGACGAGUACAAGAUCAUCAUGCUCAACCGGCGCCACCUCAGCUUCCGCGUCAUCAAGGUGAACCGGGAGUGCGUGCGUGGCCUCUGGGCCGGGCAGCAGCAGGAGCUGGUGUUCCUGCGCAACCGCAACCCCGAGCGCGGCAGCAUCCAGAACGCCAAGCAGGCGCUCCGCAACAUGAUCAACUCCUCCUGCGACCAGCCGCUGGGCUACCCCAUCUACGUGUCUCCCCUCACCACCUCGCUGGCCGGCAGCCACCCUCAGCUGCGGGCGCUGUGGGGCGGCCCCGUCAGCCUGGGCGCCAUCGCCCGCUGGCUUCUGCGCAGCUGGGAGAGGCUUCACAAGGGCUGCGGUGCCGGCUGCAAUAGUGGCGGGAACGUGGAUGACUCAGACUGUGGCGGAGGUGGUGGCUUGACCUCCCUCAGCAAUAACCCCCCCUUGGCACAACCCACACCUGAGAACACAGCAGGCGCUGGGGACCAGCCCCUCCCACCAGGCCCAGCCUGGGGCCCGAGGCCCUCCCUGAGCAGCUCUGGUGAUGGGCGCCCCCCUCCUCUGCUGCAGUGGCCACCCCCUCGGCUCCCUGGACCAUCCCCCGCUUCGCCAGCCCCCCCUGAGGGUCCUAGGCCCUCAAGGCCCCCUGCCCCUGGUCUCCUAAGUUCUGAGGGUCCCAGUGGGAAGUGGAGCCUGGGGGGUCGGAAGGGACUAGGGGGAUCUGAGGGGGAGCCAGCCUCAGGGAGCCCUAAAGGAAGCACCCCCAAAUCUCAGGCGCCCCUAGACCUCAGCCUCAGCCUCAGCCCGGACAUCAGCACUGAAGCCUCACCCCCCAGAGCAGUGCAGGACGUUCACUGCUUGGACAGCAGUGCACCUGAGACUGGCACGCCCACCGGGGCCCUGGGCGACUGGCCUGCCCCUGCUGAGGAGCGAGAGAGCCCGGCAGCUCAGCCCCUGCUGGAGCAUCAGUACUGAGUGGCCUGGCGCCCUCUGGGCCUCAGCUGUAUUUGGGGACUUGGACCCCCGGCCUCUGGCCCUUUCUGCUGGACCACAGAACCGAGUGGCUUUGGUUUCCACAUGUGAACCCUGACCUCUGGCUGCCUUAGCCAGAGCACUGGAACUGAAUAGCCCAGACCUCUGACCUUGACCCCUGAUCUCUCAUCCCUAAUCCAGAGCCUGGGCUCCCCAAACUGAGGCAGGCAGCAUCCCAGUCGGGCCCUAAGAGCCAAACCCAUGGGCUGGUCCCGCUUCAAGCCCAUGGCCAGGACUGACUUUGCCCCUCAGCCUGCACUGCCUGCUGGGGUGGCCCUUUGGCCUUGGACUUGGGGCUGAAAUGUGGGAAAGGGGGAUUUCUUUUUCUUUUCUUUUUUUUUUUUCGUGCUUCGGAGACACCAGAAUUAAUAACACUAUUUUUGAUUUUG